AUGAAGUGGAAAGAAAGCAGAGAAAGUGGAAGUAGGGAAAGAAGUUGGGAAAGCGCGAAGAAGGAAAGACGAGAAAGUGGAAAGAAGGAAAGACCAGUAGUGGAGAGAAGAAAACAAGACGAGAAAGUAGAAAGAAGUAAGGAAGACGAGAACGCGGAAAGGAAUGACAAGGAAGUGGAAAGAAGGAAGGAAGGCAUUGAAGUUGAGAGAAGCAAAGAAGACGAGACAGUGGAAAGAAGGAAGAAAGACAAAGAACUGGAAAGAAGGAAAGACGAUACAAGGGAAAAAGAAGAGAACAUGGCAAAAACGCAAGAAGACGAGAAAGUGGAAAAGAAAGAUGAAACGGUGGUAUGUAAGAAAGAAUAUCAGAAAGUGAACAGAGAGAAAGAAGACGAUAACAUGAAAAGAAGGAAGGAGAGAACGUGA
Messenger RNA from Dermacentor albipictus, 426 nucleotides. The record is from RefSeq and is a predicted model, not a curated record. Lineage: Eukaryota; Metazoa; Arthropoda; Arachnida; Ixodida; Ixodidae.